This is a messenger RNA of Neospora caninum, 1842 nucleotides long. RefSeq lists its product as hypothetical. Gene Ontology annotation, molecular function: serine C-palmitoyltransferase activity; pyridoxal phosphate binding. The coding region runs from base 1 to 1842 and encodes 613 amino acids. Gene Ontology annotation, biological process: ceramide biosynthetic process; sphingosine biosynthetic process. The record is from RefSeq and is a predicted model, not a curated record. NCBI's taxonomy places the organism in Eukaryota, Apicomplexa, Conoidasida, Eucoccidiorida, Sarcocystidae. The transcript has 2 exons. Gene Ontology annotation, cellular component: serine palmitoyltransferase complex.
AUGUUUGGAAGCGUUUUUGUCUUUGACAGUGACCCCAUGGGGUUGGGGGGAAGUCGAAACGGCGAGUGGACGAAGAAUGUUGACUUUUUUUAUUGUGCCUUUCUAUCCGCGUCUCUGCUGGGUGUUCUCUUGGCGUUCUUUGCCGAUGACGUGAGCUCCGGUUCACUCAGGUGGAGCUGGAUUGUCAUGGAGCUCCUCCCAGUGCCUCGGGUGUCCAGUUAUGUAGCAGUGAAAGACGUGGAAGGCGCUCUCGUAAAGGCAGCGAAACAGGCGUCAGGGAAGAGCCAAGUUUUUGCACAGAUUUUAACGGCGGCACAUGAAGGAACUUUGAAGGACCUGCUUGCCAAGUGGUUCUCGAAGCUACACAUUCGCUGUUGGUUCUACUGGCAAGCACUGAAACUAAAGCGUACUGCGGAGGGCCACAGGCAUAUGUUCUACCAGCUGCAGAAAGUCCUGCUAAGGCUCGAGAAUCGCAAAGGAGAAAAGGAAGUCCAGACCUACCUCGACAUCAAGCGCCACAUGAAGUCAAAAGAGCUCUGGCCAUUUGGCUUUCAAAUCAGCGAUGUGAGAAACCAAUACAUCACCUGCGAGGGUCUCAGUGCCUACCCCAUGAGCUCCUACAGCUACCUCGACUUCAUGCGAGAGCCUCUGUAUCUGCGUAAGGCGUACAUUGGUUUCCUUGUUUGUUCCAUGCUUAUGGACGGGUCCGCUCAUCAAUACGAAACGCAUUGGUGUGCUGUGGGAGUUUUUCGUCUUCAGGUCCAAGAGGCAGCACUCGCAGCCGCGCGUUUGUGGUCAACAGGGAACCACGGAGCGCGGAUGGUCGGGGGAAACACCACUAUUCUUCGUGAACUAGAGCAAAUUGUUGGACGUUUCUUUGGCCGCGAAGAUGCGUUGCUUUGUGCGACUGGAUUCUUGGCGACGAUGAGUAGCAUCUGUGCAGUGGCGAAGAAAGGCGACCUCAUUGUUGGUGAUGCUCGACUACACACGAGUUUGCGGGUAGGGAUGAAGUUGUCUGGAGCCAAAGAGGUGACUUUUCGCCACAACAACUGGCAGCACCUGGCACAGAUUCUCGGCAGCAUGCGCAGAAAGUACCAGAACUGCUGGAUCAUCAUCGAGUCGGUGUACUCGAUGGACGGCGACAUCGCCGACCUGCCGAUCGUGCGCCGCCUGGCCGACCAGUACAACUGCCGCAUUCUGGUCGACGAGGCACACGGCCUCGGGGUGCUCGGAAAAACUGGUCGCGGACUCGAGGAGCACUUCAAUAUGCCAGGGGCAGUCGACGUUAUUGCGGGGACGUUCAGCAAGUCGAUCGGCGGCAUCGGCGGCUUCAUCACGGGAGACAGAGAUUUGAUUGAAUUCCUUGAAUUUCAUGCUCCAGGAAGCGUCUUCUCCGCCCCGCUCACGGCCUACUCAGCUGGAGGCGCGAAAAAGGCUUUUGAGCUUAUGCAAGGCAAACAGAGGUGGAGAAUCGCGAAGGCGCAAGAAAACGCGCUAUAUCUGCGGCGCGCCCUGAGAACAGGGAAUGGAAACUGGCCAACUGACUACCCGGCAGACAGGAAGUACGAAGUCGAAGGAGCGGAUUGCACAACUGUCAUCCCCGUCGUGUUCCCGAACGACCCAUAUCGUUUGUGCGGCGUCACGCGAUCGCUCUUGUCUAAAGGAUGGGCUGUUGCAGCGGCGAUGCACCCCGCGUGUCCACUGAUGCGCCCACGCAUCCGCGUAACUGCUACUGCAGCAUAUACCAAAGAAAUUAUGGACAAGUUUGUCAAAGAUCUGGUGAAAACGACCGUCGAAUUGCUCCCGACACCUGAAUUGGAAAACGGGCCUAUAACGUUUUAG